Molecule: messenger RNA, 2718 nt
Organism: Lotus japonicus
Lineage: Eukaryota; Viridiplantae; Streptophyta; Magnoliopsida; Fabales; Fabaceae
Exons: 22
Coding region: 375-2201 (608 amino acids)
Biological process (GO): CTP biosynthetic process; pyrimidine nucleobase biosynthetic process
Molecular function (GO): CTP synthase activity; identical protein binding
Source: RefSeq, a predicted model, not a curated record
CCAUUUUCUUCCAUGUUCACCCGCCGCCUGUAAGAACAAGAGGGACAAGGUUAGAGAGAGAGAGAGAGAGAGUGAAGAAGAAGAAGUUGCAUUCUUUUCACCAAACCAAAAGCCAUAAUCUUCAUCAUCUUCAUUCAAAGAUUUUCUCUUCUCUUGUUGUUACAAACAAACACAAUCCUAAUCUUAUUGUCUCCAUUUGAUUGAACCAUUUCUAGACCAAGCAAGAGGGUACUUUUCUCAACUUGUUGAAGGGUCUAUAAAAAGAAAAACCCUUUUGAGGCUAGACAAAGAGCUCCAAAGGGUACCCAGAAAAGCAGUAAAGGAAGAACCUUGUAAACCCCGUCAUUGUGAACAAGACUAGCAGCAAAGAAGAAAUGAAGUAUGUGUUGGUGACUGGUGGUGUUGUCAGUGGACUUGGCAAAGGAGUCACUGCAAGUAGUAUUGGACUACUCCUUCAGGCCUGUGGUCUUCGAGUUACUUCUAUCAAGAUUGAUCCUUACCUGAAUACUGAUGCCGGUACAAUGUCUCCAUUUGAGCACGGGGAGGUGUUUGUCUUAGAUGAUGGCGGUGAGGUUGACCUUGAUCUUGGAAACUAUGAGCGUUUCUUGGACCUCAAAUUAACUCGUGACAAUAAUAUCACUACUGGAAAAAUAUAUCAGUUUGUCAUUGAGAAGGAGAGAAGAGGAGAUUAUCUUGGAAAGACUGUUCAGGUUGUUCCACACAUAACAGAUGCCAUCCAAGAGUGGAUAGAGCGCGUAGCCAAGAUACCAGUUGAUGGAAAAGAAGGACCAGCUGAUGUUUGUGUCAUUGAAUUGGGUGGGACUAUAGGGGAUAUUGAGUCCAUGCCUUUUAUUGAAGCGCUAGGCCAAUUUUCAUACCGCGUAGGCUCUGGCAACUUCUGUUUGGUUCAUGUCAGCCUGGUUCCUAUUCUCAAUGUUGUUGGUGAACCGAAAACAAAACCAACUCAGCACAGUGUUCGUCAACUUAGAGGAUUAGGUUUGGUCCCUAAUCUUCUUGCUUGUCGCUGUUCAAAGGAACUUGAUGACAAUGUUAAGGCAAAACUUUCUCAAUUUUGCCAUGUGCCGUUGUCAAACAUUCUUACUCUUCAUGAUGUUCCAAAUAUUUGGCACAUUCCUUUGCUUUUGAAAGACCAGAAGGGGCAUGAGGCGAUCCUGAAAGCAUUAGACCUGAUAGGUGUUGCUAAAGAGCCUAGUUUGAAGGAAUGGACCGCCAGGACAAAAGUUUAUGACAAAUGUCAUGAAAGUGUUAGAAUUGCGAUGGUAGGAAAAUACACUGGCCUUUCAGAUGCAUAUCUUUCUGUUCUGAAGGCACUUCUGCAUGCUGCGGUUGCUCACAAUCGUAAACUUAUUGUGGACUGGGUUCCAGCUGGGGAUCUUGAAGAUGCUACUAACAAAGAGGAUCCUAACGCACAUAAAACUGCUUGGAGUCUUUUGAAGGGUGCAAAUGGGGUUCUAGUUCCAGGAGGUUUUGGUGAUAGAGGAGUGCAAGGGAAAAUCCUUGCAGCUAAGUAUGCUCGAGAACAUAAUGUUCCAUAUCUGGGCAUUUGCUUGGGGAUGCAAAUUGCUGUGAUUGAGUUUGCUCGAUCUGUUCUGGGUCUGCACGAUGCUACUAGCACAGAAUUUGAUCCCGAAACGAAGACCCCUUGUGUCAUAUUUAUGCCAGAAGGCUCAAAGACACAUAUGGGAGGAACUAUGCGUCUUGGUUCAAGGAGAACUUACUUCCAAGUUGCUAGCUGCAAAUCUGCUAAAUUGUAUGGUAAUGUAAGCUUUGUUGAUGAGCGACAUCGGCACAGAUAUGAGGUUAAUCCUGACAUGAUAUCAGAGCUAGAGAGUGCCGGUCUAUCUUUUGUUGGAAAAGAUGAAACUGAGCGGCGGAUGGAGAUAAUAGAACUGCCUAGCCAUCCCUUUUUUAUUGGCGUUCAGUUUCACCCUGAGUUCAAGUCUAGACCAGGGAAACCUUCUCCACUCUUUUCAGGAUUAAUAGCAGCAGCAUGUGAAGAAAGGAGGACAGUUAUGGUGCAGCCAAGUAAUGGCCAUGCCAAGUUAGCUAGUGGAAUACGCAAUGGUCACUCGCCAAUUCGUAAAGCACAUCAAAAUGGAAAUGGCUUCAAAUCAUCCAAAGGUUCUUUAAACAGUGUAUAUGCCAAUGGCAAUGGGGUGUACGUGGAAGGUAGUUGUUAGUCAUCGUGCAUGUUUGGGUACACGGUUGAUUUUCACACUGGAAGGAGUAAUGAUUCUGUGAGAAGCUAGCAAAAUUAAUUCUGCAAAAUCUGAACGUGAUUCCAAACAUGCUGCUAAUCAUCUAUGUUCGCUGCGUAAGAAUAAUAGUGGUAUGGUUAUAUCCAACUCCAAGGACAUUCUUUGUUGUCCUCGGUUGCCCUGUACAGUUAGUGAGUGGCUAGGUCUUUUAGCUAGGGGUUGUUUGUCUCCAGCGUGAAACAAAUUUUGAGUCUAACAACAGCUUUUGUGUUUCCUAGUACGGUUGUGCUAGCCAUCACUAGUUUCACAUUUGUCAAAUGUUGGCCAAAACUAUACUCACUUGCUCAUGCCGAAUAUUUGGGCUUUGGUGGCUUUUUCUUGCUUUUUAGGAUUUUUGUUUAAGUAUACAGGUUGAAGGUGAAAAUUUACUGGUUUAUUUUCUGAGUGGCUGUCAAUGUAAAACUCUUAUGAACAUUGAAGUUGAAUUUUGUUUGGUGCA